AUGGCCACUCGCAGUAUCGGAGACGAUGUGAAAACGUUGGGUCUCCGCUGGAACCCCCUACGGGACGAGCUACAAUACCAGGUGCAAGUUCCAGACAUUUCUAAACGGGUUACGAAGAGAAGUAUUCUCUCGACGAUAGCCCAAAUAUUCGAUCCACUAGGAUUGAUCGGACCAACCACUAUCAAGACGAAAAUUAUAUUACAACGCCUACGGUUGGCAAAGAUUAGCUGGGAUGAAUCUGUUCCACUGGAUAUACACACUCUAUGGACACGAUACGUCGGGCAACUAACAAGCCUACGAAACAUAAAAAUUCCCCGAUUGGUCAAACCUACCAACCCAACGAACAUCGAGCUGCACGGAUUCUGCGAUGCCUCUGAAGCAGCGUAUGGAGCCUGCAUAUACCUCCGAUCAUCGACACCAAAUGGCACCUGGACUACAAGGUUGCUGUGCGCCAAAUCAAAGGUUGCACCGAUAAAAAAUGUGAGCCUUCCACGACUCGAACUGUGCGGCGCACUUCUGCUGGCAGAGUUGAGUAAGAAGGUGAUACAAGCUCUACGAAUGCACAUCAACCAGGUGUAUCUUUGGAGCGACUCAACCAUCACUCUGGCAUGGAUCAAGGGCGAACCGUGCCAAUGGAAAACGUUUGUUGCCAAUCGUGUAGCUGAGAUCCAAGAACUCACGGAUCCCGAUACUUGGCGACACGUUAAAUCCGAGGACAACCCUGCUGACGUCAUCUCACGGGGCAUUGACCCUCAAUUUCUGGAAGGGACUGGUGGCAAGGGCCUACCUGGCUCUCUCAAAGGCCAACCUACUGGCCACACGCACAGCUGCCUGAACCGAUGGACGUUCCCGAGAAGAAGCAACACAGUGUGGUUAAAACGCGUAGUUGCUUAUGGUAUAAGAUUUAAGCACAACACUUUAAAUCGCGAUCAACCAAUGUCUGGACCCUUGACGGUCAACGAAAUUGAAACUGCUUUUUAUCGGGUAGUUAAGCUCAAGCAAAGGCAGGAAUUUCCUAACGAACUCAAGGCUCUCCGCCUGAAACAAAACUUGAAGAACAAUAGUAAAUUUUUAUCCUUACAUCCAUUCAUAGAUAAGGACGGACUUAUCAAAGUAGGAGGUCGGUUAGGAAAUUCUAGCUUGCCUGAAGCCCACAAACAUACAAUUGUAUUACCGGCUAAGCAUCAUUUAACAAGGCUCAUAAUACGAGACGAGCAUUAUCGUUUAUUACACACUGGAUCACAAGCCUUACUUGCUUCAAUACGUACGCGUUUCUGGCCAUUAUCAGGUAGAAACGCAAUAAGAAGGGUGCUGCGCCAUUGCAUAGUGUGCUUCAAAAAUCGCCCUUAUACCUUGAAUCAAUUAAUGGGUGAAUUACCUGGCGCACGAGUCAAGCCAGCACGGGCUUUCACGAAAUGCGGGGUCGACUACGCGGGCCCAUUUACGAUUAAAAUUUCGCGUAACAAAACUGGAAAGGCCUACUUGUGUCUUUUCAUAUGCUUUACGACCAAAGCUAUUCACUUAGAGGUAGCAGUAGAUCUUUCGACUUCGGGUUUUCUUAACGCCUUUAAACGAUUUAUAUCUCGUCGUGGAAAACCAUCCGACAUAUAUUCGGAUAACGGCACAAACUUUGUAGGUGCAAAUAACGAAGUUCGGGAGCUGUAUAACCUCAUAAAAAAUGAACAAACUCGAUCGACAAUAGAAAAUUAUUUUACCCAUCAAGCUAUUAAGUGGCAUUUCAACCCACCUAACUCACCCCACUUUGGCGGCCUAUGGGAAGCCGGUGUAAAAUCAACGAAAACGCAGUUGAACAAAAUCGUCGGUAACGCGUUACUCACAUUCGAAGAACUAUGUACGACGUUCAGCUUAAGGACGUUCACAGGACCUCAUCCAUACCAAAGUGGAGAUAUUUGUUGUUGA
Diprion similis is the source of this 1920-nucleotide messenger RNA. RefSeq lists its product as uncharacterized. Bases 1 to 1920 code for a protein of 639 amino acids. The transcript is spliced from 3 exons. NCBI's taxonomy places the organism in Eukaryota, Metazoa, Arthropoda, Insecta, Hymenoptera, Diprionidae. Gene Ontology annotation, biological process: DNA integration. Gene Ontology annotation, molecular function: nucleic acid binding. The record is from RefSeq and is a predicted model, not a curated record.